AGACCACCUAAUUCAUUCUAAGCCGCCAUGGCAGCAGCUGCCGCCUUGUGCACAUUUUUGAAUAUCUCCGCCUUUGUAUCCCUUGUGUUUGCAUCUCUAGUGUGUUCACUUUCAUUUAACAUGCCCUAUAUUACUCCUUAUUAUCUUGGGAACAUCAAAGUCGAAGGAGCUGCAAAUAUCACAAACCAGGGCAUCCAACUCACACCAUUUGAAGGCGUCCAGGUCUCCAAAGCCGGUCGAGCCAUGUAUGCCGUUCCAUUGCAACUAUGGGACAAGGCUUCAGGGAAUUUAGCUGAUUUUGACACCAAAUUCACUUUCAACAUCAACUCAAAUGGUAACACCAACUAUGGCGAUGGCCUGGCCUUUUUCUUGGCUGAUUUUUCCACCCCAUUUUCUCAGACUAUGUAUGGUGGUGGCGGCCUUGGCCUAACCGAUGGGAAUCUGCAAACAGCUCUAGACCCCUUCGUCGCUGUAGCGUUUGAUACAUACUCAUCAUCAUCCCAAACUCAGACAAGUACUGUAAGUAUCAACGUUAGAUCUAUGAAAACUUCUGUUAAAACCACGGAAUGGCCAAACGACGUUACACAGGGGAAGCCCAAUUCUGCUUCCAUAACUUACAGGGCGGUUUCCAAGGUUCUCAGAGUUGAUUUCACAGGAUACUCUAAUGGCCAGACCUCAACCUACACCCUUAGCUGCGAGGUUGAUUUGAGGGUAGUUGACUUGCCUGAAUUUGUAAGCGUUGGCUUCUCAGCUGCAACGGGGAGUUUCUUUGAGGAACACACUGUCACCUCGUGGCAGUUCGGUUCUUCUCCACCUAGGCCGGCGGGCAGUCUGUUGCCACCGCCAAAUCUUGUUCAAAAAGCGACGGACAAGAUCAAAAGAGAUUUGAUGAUUGGAGUUUCUGUUGGUGUUCCCACUGCAGUUGUUGUGUUUGUAGUCCUUUAUUGCCUUUGUAAGAAGAGACGGCCAAAAAUUAAUGAGGUUACUCUUGGUAAGGUCUCCGCCAAAGCUGGUGCUCAUGCUGCAAAAGUGGCUGUAAAAGUGGCACAAGACCCAACCUUAGAAUGUUGUGCUAACGUUGCACAAGUGCCAGUGGAACCAAACCCAGAAUGUUGUGUUAAGGUUGAAGAACCACCGGCCCAAGAACCUUGUGGUCAGGUCUCAGAAGGGGAGGAAGAUGGCGUUUUGGAAACUCUCGCAUCAUCAAUUCUUGAUAUUUUUAAAACAUGUGGUUGAUUGGGUUAAUUUUAAUUAUAUUUUUUUAGAUGUCUGAUUGACAAGAGAAAUCUACCUGUCACUAACUACUCGAAGUAUGCAGUGAGUAAACUUCACUUUAUAAUUCAAGUUGGUAAAAGAUCACAAAGAGGUAUACCAGCAUAACUUAUCCAUAGCCGGGCUGACUCAUGCAUUUUUAGAUUUAGUUUUUAUUUAAGCAAGUCUAAAAAUAUAGGCUUUUAUUGUUCUGUUGUACUAGAUCAAAUGUAUACAGUUUUCUCCUCUCUUGCUUUA
Messenger RNA from Ipomoea triloba (trilobed morning glory), 1509 nucleotides. RefSeq names its product seed lectin beta chain-like. The record is from RefSeq and is a predicted model, not a curated record. Bases 28 to 1236 code for a protein of 402 amino acids. Gene Ontology annotation, molecular function: carbohydrate binding. Lineage: Eukaryota; Viridiplantae; Streptophyta; Magnoliopsida; Solanales; Convolvulaceae. The transcript has a single exon.